CGAGGCCUGGGGCUUUAGGAGGUGAGCGGGCCGCGGGCCGGCCUGACGCUGCUGCAUCGCGGGAGGCGCAUGGCGGGCAUGGCGCUGGCGCGGGCCUGGAAGCAGAUGUCCUGGUUCUACUACCAGUACCUGCUGGUCACGGCGCUCUACAUGCUGGAACCCUGGGAGCGGACCGUGUUCAAUUCAAUGCUGGUUUCUGUUGUGGGGAUGGCACUGUACACCGGCUAUGUCUUCAUGCCUCAGCACAUCAUGGCCAUACUGCAUUACUUUGAGAUUGUACAGUGACGAAGAUGUGACCAGGAUCCAGAGGUUCCUGGGGGAAGAUCCACCUUAUGUAUGAAGUUGGAAUAAGACCUCAUCAGACUAAGAUGCUCUACGGAUGUCAACAUAACCAACCUUAUAAAUAACAAAGACUAAAAUUCAUGAGUAGAACAGGAAAACCAUCCUGACUCAUGUGUUGUGUUCUUUCUUUUUGAUUUUAAAAGAGGCUCUUAUAUAGUAGUUUUUGUCUAUUUUAACAUUGUACUCAUUUGUACUUUGAUAUCAGUAUUUUCUUAACCUUUGUGACUGUUUCAAUAUUAUCCAGUGAAAGCUUUUCUUAAUGUAACUUUGAGUACAUCUUAAUUGCCUUCUAUUUUUAAAACCCAAGGUCAUUAGUUGGGCUUUACUGUUCUUGCUAUUGAAUGGCAUAUACAUCUGCCUGGAUAUAUUUCUACUCUUGACCAAAGUUUUGUAAGACACAAUACAGAAUUUGGGGAUGGGAGGGAGGAUACUUGGAGAACUAAUUACAAAAGAUUUAUCUGCAAGCUCCAACUCAGGAGUAUGGUUUUAGCUCUCUUGACUCUUUAACAGCUUUUUGCUCUAAAACUAUUAAAAUGUUUCUUAGUAAUGAAAAAGUAACGAUCUUGCUAAAAUUACUACAAAGAAAGCUUCACCUUUUAGAUAAUCUAAUUCUUACAUGGACUUAUUUCCGAGCAGCUUUGAGAUUCUCGUGAGGGUGGGUGGGUGGUCAGUAGUGGUAUUGUGUAAAGCUUAGAUACACUGUAGCGGCAUUGUGUAAUGCUUAGAUACACUGUAGCAGCAUUGUGUAAUGCUUAGAUACACUGUAGCGCUUUUCACAGACAGCAGAGCAGUUCCUUUUGAGGCAAUAGUGACAGUGUAUUUGCUGUAAUUUGCUCAUUGUGACAGGUGCUGUGAAAUGUACUUGCACAUUGUGAUCAGAUGUGAUGAAUUGUUCAGAACCACAGCCAAAAGAAAUGUAAACUUGGUUAAAAAUCCUUUCACUCUUUGUAUUUUUUUUAAAAGGUUUUUAUUCCUUAGAUGUAAAAUGACUACUGUUUUUUUGAUGUAAACUCAUUAAAUUCAAAGAGAAAAGCAA
Messenger RNA from Mesocricetus auratus (golden hamster), 1378 nucleotides. RefSeq names its product serine palmitoyltransferase small subunit A (gene Sptssa). Gene Ontology annotation, molecular function: serine C-palmitoyltransferase activity. Gene Ontology annotation, cellular component: serine palmitoyltransferase complex. The record is from RefSeq and is a predicted model, not a curated record. Bases 70 to 285 code for a protein of 71 amino acids. NCBI's taxonomy places the organism in Eukaryota, Metazoa, Chordata, Mammalia, Rodentia, Cricetidae. The transcript has 2 exons. Gene Ontology annotation, biological process: ceramide biosynthetic process.